Messenger RNA from Chiloscyllium plagiosum (whitespotted bambooshark), 975 nucleotides. RefSeq names its product putative G protein-coupled receptor 139. Gene Ontology annotation, cellular component: plasma membrane. Gene Ontology annotation, molecular function: G protein-coupled receptor activity. Lineage: Eukaryota; Metazoa; Chordata; Chondrichthyes; Orectolobiformes; Hemiscylliidae. Gene Ontology annotation, biological process: G protein-coupled receptor signaling pathway. The record is from RefSeq and is a predicted model, not a curated record.
AUGUAUCAAUAUUUUAUAAUUCUCCAGAUUGAGUUCAUUUACUACACAGUUAUUGCUGUGCUCGGUACUCUCGCUAACUCACUAGCGAUUGUGGUCCUGUGCCGAGGAAAGUGCAAUCUCUCUAAAUGCAUCACUUGUUACUUGGUAGGAAUGGCAGCAGCUGAUCUCCUGGUUGUUACAUCAGAUGUAAUAUUGUUUAGGAUUUGUUACUAUUAUCCUGGUUCUUUCCUAGAUUCAACUCCUGUGUGUUGCCUCAAUGAAUUUCUGCGUUAUGGAUCGACAACAGUUUCUGUAUGGUUAACUGUUGCAUUCACUUUUGACCGGUUUGUAAUUAUUUGCUGGCAACAUCUGAAAACCAAAUAUUGCACUGCAAGAACAUCAGCUGUGGUUAUUGGCACAGUGACUGUGCUAGGCUACUUAGAGUGUGUUCCCUGGUACUUUAGAUAUGAACCUCGUUUUGUCAUUAACAACAUCCCUUGGCGAUGCAGCACUGCUCUGAACCUGUACAUUUCCCCCUUGUGGACCAUGUUUGAGCUUUUUCAUCGUAUUUUAGUUCCUUGUGUUCCCUUUGUUCUCAUUUUGCUGCUCAAUUCUUUCACGAUCAGACACAUUUUACUAGCCAGUAAGAUCCGCAAGAGUCUCCGAGGCAGCAGUAAUGGAGAGGAUCAUAAGGAUCCAGAGAUAGAGAGCCGAAGGAAAUCAAUAAUUCUGCUGUUCAGCAUAUCAGGCAGUUUUAUACUUCUGUGGCUGACAGACGUGGUAUUUUAUAUGUACCAGAGGAUUAGCAACAUGAAAUAUUUCACUGCAAAUGACCCAGCCUAUAUUGUGUCAUCGUCAGGGGCAAUGCUUCAGCUCCUCAGCUCCUGCACCAAUACCUGCAUUUAUGCAGUGACUCAGACCAAGUUCAGAGAGGAGCUGAAGAAUGUAAUGGUAUACCCAUUUCAUCUAAUUGUUAAGUUACUUGGAAACAAUUGA